AUGGUCAAGUUUGUCGGCAACGACGAGUCUGGCCUACCACUCAAAAGAAAACAGGUUGCUCAGGCCUGUGACUCGUGCCGGAAGCGCAAGAAGCGAUGUGUUCACGAGUACGACUUAAGUCCGGAGGACAGCAGCCCAACAUACAAUUCGGAAUCUCCGACCAAGCCUGUCCGUCGUGUCUCUCACAAUGCCGGGGAGACGCCUGACUUGUCCCCUACAGAGCUGAGGUCCCAGGGUUCCAUUCCACCCCAGCCGGAAUCCCGGGCAGCAACUCGCUUCGUAGGGGAUCUUAACCCGAGACACCUGUUCAUCGAGGCCACAAGCCCGCACUCCGCCCGAGAUCUCUCGGUCCGGGGUGGUGUGGGCGUCUGGGAGUCUCGGAAUACCGCCCAGGAUGCCCGGUCAGCAGCUGCACCCAGAUCCGCACCCUCCUUGAUCGGACCGUCUCAAACUAUGCAGAAUCUUUUGGCCCAGCAAGUCCAAGUAAAAUAUCAAACAUGUGUACCGGCUGUCCAGGACUGGUUUGCUCUGAGGAAUAUCUAUCUUGGGAAACAAGACCCACUGUAUCCCGUCAUCAACAUAGCCUUGGCUGAUGGUCAGGAUGCUGGUUCCAUCCUCGUCAGGCAAGUCAUCAGUCUUGCCGCGGCUGCAAACUCACAGGCCAUGCCCCAUCUGAGACUACUCCCCAACGGGGUGUUACUCAGUCGUCCCGAGUUCACCGCCGCACUCUCUGUGGCAAUCUAUACUACGGUCGAAUCUGGAUUGAUCACAGACCGUGUGUUGCUAAUCCGCGUCCUGCUUCUCUUCUCCAUGUACAUGCAACCUACUUGUCCCGAAGAGGCUGACAUGCCGACGGCCAUAUUUGCCAAGGCGGCUCAUCAGUUUAUGACUCUGGGACUGCAUCUCGACAUGGGAGCGGCCGAGGCCGACCAUGAAGACUUGCGAUCUCUCUUUCUGUGUACUUGGGCCCUGGACCGUCUCAACUCGGCCAUAUACGGCAGAUCAUGCACUGUACACGAGCGAGAUAUUGGUUGGGACUUUGAAGAUUCCAUCAAACGGCAGAACCCGCCGUUCCGCUUACUACUGUCUGUCGUCAACCAGCUCGAGGACGUCAUUGACCUGUACCGGCCACAAAAGGACAAGGACUUUAUUGACAUGCCAAUCCUUGAGCAGCUCAUAAUUGAUUCCGAGGCCACUCAGGUUUCUGAAACUCUACUCGCGACUGUGGAGGUCUUCUACCACGCUGUUGCCAUCCUGUCGUGUCGUGUCAAUCAGGAACUAACCAAAUCAGCGCUUCCGUCACGAGCAAACAACAGCCGGCGCUCCUUGUCAGCAGAUCGGAUUACCGAGCUUGUACGCGACAGCCUUGGCGACCGCGAUAGGCUAUCGUACCUGCCCAUCAUACCGUAUGCAGUUUCGCUCUCGCUGAGUGUCAUGUACCGCAAAAUGCGCUAUAGUCAGAUACCCAUGUUUAGAGAGCGUGGCCUUCGCGCUUUCGAGGCCAAUACGAAGCUCCUGAAGCAGCUGGGCGAGACGUUCUGGACUGCAAAGACCACGGGAGAGAUGGCGGAACGGGUGCUGCAGGAAAUGGGCCGGGCCACCGCCUUCAAGAAUCAAGAGUCGGGUAAGAAUAGUGUGCGAGAAGGUAGCGAUCCUCACCCACUUCCGGCCAUCCAGACCCAAAUCAACGGAUUGCCUAGAGGGUUACCCUUGACCACGUUGCCACCCCCUAGCAGCAUGGCUACUAUGAUGCCCGAGGCACCUAUCCCCGAGAUCGAUAUCUGGGAACACAUCAAUCCCCAAUUCAACAUUGGUGCCAUUGAAGCAGCGUUCCAAAAUACGCUCGACAUGCAGGCCGUGACCUAUUACGACUGGGGCCAGAAUCCAAGCUGGCCCUUGUGGAACGAAAGACAUGGUGUGGAAUAA
This is a messenger RNA of Pestalotiopsis fici W106-1, 1926 nucleotides long. RefSeq lists its product as uncharacterized. The record is from RefSeq and is a predicted model, not a curated record. The coding region runs from base 1 to 1926 and encodes 641 amino acids. Gene Ontology annotation, biological process: regulation of DNA-templated transcription. Gene Ontology annotation, molecular function: DNA-binding transcription factor activity, RNA polymerase II-specific; zinc ion binding. The transcript is spliced from 3 exons. Lineage: Eukaryota; Fungi; Ascomycota; Sordariomycetes; Amphisphaeriales; Sporocadaceae.